AUGUCGUCGUUCGCCGGCGUAUCCGUCCUCGCCGACGGCGGGCUGUGCCCCGCGACCGAGUCGUUCGUCGACACCGGCACGGACUGCGGGUACCACCUGCUGGUGGUCCAGGACUACCGGCGCACUAAGCAGGAGGCACCCACCGGCGACAGCAUCACCUCCCGCCCAUUCACCGUCGGAGGCCACGACUGGUACCUCCACUACUACCCCAACGGCGAGAACCUGAGCUGCGCCGACUACGUCUCCCUCAGCGUUUCCCGCCUGUACGACGACGAGGGGGCCGACGAGGUCGUGGACACCAAGUUCGGGUUCAGUUUCGUCGACCAGGUCGAGAAGCAGAAUCCAGUGUACAUCCGUGGAACCGAAACGUGCAGCUUCCCCUUACCCGGUUCUUCGUGGAGCUGCGACAAGUUCGUCAGGAGACACGCCCUCGAACGAUCGGCAAAUCUAAGGGGCGACUGCUUCACCAUCCGGUGCGACAUCAUGGUUGUCCACGACACCAAGGGCGGCGAUGGCGAGGCGCUCCUGCCUGACAUACACCGGCAUUUCGGCGAUCUCUUUCAAACCAAUUUGGGUGCUGAUGUGACAUUCGAGGUCUGUGGUGAGAUGAUUGCUGCACACAGAUGCGUGCUUGCUGCCCGGUCUAAAGUCUUCAGGGCACAGCUCUUUGGCCCCAUGAAGGAGGGCAGUGCUACUACUACAUCCAGUGUCAUACAGAUCAAAGACAUGGAAGCAAACAUAUUCAGAGCCUUGCUUAGCUUUGUCUACACAGACUCAUUCCCCGCGAUGCAUGAGGACAGCAUGGAGGAGGAUGAAACGUCACACCUUGUGGAACAUGGACAAGGAGAGGAAGCUCUAGAAGACAAAAUGUCAGAAGCUGCGGAACAAGGACAAGGAGAGGAAGCAAUAGAGGACAAAAUGUCAGAAGUUGCGGAACAAGGACAAGGAGAGGAAGCAGUAGAGGAUGAAACACGCGUGCAAUGGCUGCAGGACUUGUUUGUAGCGGCAGACAGAUAUGAUCUCCAACGGCUCAAGUUCAUCUGCGAAAAACAGCUAUCUGAGCUCAUAGGUGUCAGCUCAGUGGCGUCCACCCUUGCUCUAGCUGAGCGGCACCACUGCCGCGGAUUGAAAGAGGCGUGCAUUAAGUUUAUCCAAGUCCAGUCUCCCUCAUGUUUGCAAACAAUAAUGGCGACCGAUGGCUGGGAGCAUAUAAUCACGACCUAUCCCUCUGUUUUGAACGAGCUCAUUGCCGAGGUUAUUGCUUUGAACCAGCAGACUUUAUCACUCUUUACUAAGAUCUGA
Messenger RNA from Triticum turgidum subsp. durum (durum wheat), 1302 nucleotides. The record is from the annotation of a GenBank genome assembly. NCBI's taxonomy places the organism in Eukaryota, Viridiplantae, Streptophyta, Magnoliopsida, Poales, Poaceae.